Messenger RNA from Priceomyces carsonii, 2130 nucleotides. RefSeq lists its product as uncharacterized. NCBI's taxonomy places the organism in Eukaryota, Fungi, Ascomycota, Pichiomycetes, Serinales, Debaryomycetaceae. The record is from RefSeq and is a predicted model, not a curated record. The coding region runs from base 1 to 2130 and encodes 709 amino acids. The transcript has a single exon.
AUGACAGUAGCUGUGCCAGCUGACGAUUCUUUUAUCAAAACGCAGGCAACAGUAGAGAGAGAAAAUCCAAAAGUUUCCAACAGAAAAAAAGAAUUAUCACUUAAAUGCCUUGUUGGUUAUAGUAAGCAAGUAAAGGAUUUCGAUGCUUCAGAAUUAAGUGCUGAAGGUUUUGAAAAAAGAGUUGAACUGAUUCGUGGAGCGUAUCGACGUAUUUUGAAAGUUCUUGUUAAGGAGUUCAAAGAUGAAAACGCCUUCGAAAGCUUGAAUCUUGAAAUUAAUUUUAUUGUCCCAUUGGCUAAUCUCAUUUGCUUGGUUUCAAAAAGGGAGCCGAAGAAAGAUUUGGGAGAUUUUUUUGACAUUUUCGCUUCCUUGAUAUGGCACCAUUUAAAGAGUCCCCACUUAAUACAAUCCUUUAUAAGCCUCUGCAGAGAUGACGAAUGUAUGGCAUCCCUUUUAAAAGUUUUAAAAGACAAGAAUACUGAUGAUUCCCUAACUUGCCACAGUAUUUCUGCGUUUUGGACUUAUAAAGAUAUAAUUUCUGAAGAAAGUGGAUCGAAAAGAUCACUUUCCGGUGUCAAUCUUGAUACUAGGCAAUUCCUCAGUUUUAUGCUCCCCAAAGCUACUCACAUAUGCAAAUUAUUUCAAAAUUUGAUUAAUUACUCAAAAUAUCCAAAGGAAGAUAAUCAAAAGUCCAUCAAAAUAAACAAAUAUUUAUUGGAACUUCUUAGUCUUUUGCAAGAUGACACAUACGCAGAAUUUUGUGCCUUAAUCUGCUACAAUUCUAGUGAGGCUUUUUCAAUAUUAUCAUAUGAUCCGAGCAAAGAGACACAUGGUUCUGAAAUCACCAAUAUUUGCAUUAGUAAGAUUUUGUCAAUUGCUUCUUGUUCCAUACUUUUGAGCGAUAUAAAUACCACUGCGGUCAAGAGAGAUUCUUUCAAACUUUGCUUAAGAAAUAAAUACUUGUUAAAUUUCAGUCCAUUAUUAAACCACAAUAAUGUCCUCCAAACUUCCUAUAAAGUAAUCCUCGAUGUCCUUGAUCAAAAUAACCAAAUAGCAUACUUAUCCUCAGCCAAUGUUCCAAAUUAUAUCUUAUUGUCGUUGAAAUCAAUAUAUGGGCUGCUGCAAGGUAAAAUUAAUCUUUACUCAGAGUUUAAUGCAUUAAAGCCAAAAAUAUCUAUGACAACAGCGUUCUUGAACUUAAACUACUUACUUUCGAUUAACCUAUGCACUCCCUACAACGAAUUUGAAGUUCCAGCUGUUAUCUUAGCAAACUUCAGUCAUUUGGCUUCAGCUCCACUUCCAAAGCCAAACUACUUCUUUGAGGGAAUAGCAUAUGAUAAUUCAUUUGACACCAGUAACCACUUGGCAUUCUGCGGAGACAAUUUUAAACAGCUUGUUCAAAGUGCUAUAUUGAAUUUAAGUCUCUUGUCUCAUACGUUCAAAGAUGAAUUUUUUGCUUAUCAAUUCAUUAGUAGCUCAUCAUCAGGCCAAUUAUAUCGAAAAAUUGUCUUCAAAAUGGUAGACCUAAUGAUUUCUUCCUUGUUUACCACUUUGUACUUUGUCUCAGGGACUGACGAGAAUAAUAUUGAAUUCAACCUUUUAACGGAGCUCACACAUAGACUAUUUUUCAAAAUGGUAACAAUUAAUCUCAAUACCGUAGAUAACUCUUUGAUUUGGGUGAGCCUUCUUAAUUUUGCUAAUGAUAUAUGCUAUGCGGACAUUAAAAACGUUCCAAUUUUUGAAGACAUCUUUCAAUAUCUAAUUAGAGAAGAUAGUUCCAUUCUUCAGGACACUUUAGUUAAAAGCGGUCUUCAACUUUUUGCGGCAACGUUCAGUGAUUAUAAAUCAAAAUGGGAAACCUUCGGAAGAUUUUUACAAAUAGAGGACCAGGUGGCCUGUAGUGAUUUCCGCAAUAUUUCGAUUGAGGAAUAUGGGUUUUUGUAUCCAAAUCAAGAUAUUAAUUUCAAGCCUAUAUCUUCUAAGAGCUCUGCCCCUGAAAACGAGGAUUCUGCAACAAUUUUUAACUUUGAAGAAUUAGCAAAUAAUAUUUCAACUCCUGUCAAACCACAUUAUGCUACAAAUUCAGCAAGACAGCAAAGUAUACAUGUUGAUCAAUAUGGUAUGACCUGA